GCCAAUCAGUGCUCGUGACGUUGCCGAAACGAUGAAAAGGCGGAUCCUAUUCUGAACAGCGGCUGACUGAAAGUGGCCGGGCUCUAAAGCGCUGACUGAAGAAUGAGACAGCACUUCAGCGGCAGAUGGCUAGUGGACAGCUGUCGAGGGCGGAGGCGCUGGCGUGCUCUGGCUUCAGGCAUGCGUGCCAUGUGAUGCUCUACUCUGACACGAAAACUCAGCUGUUUGGGAGAAUUCCCAUCAGACAUGUCAUACUGAUGCAGAUGCGCUUUGACGGUCUGCUGGGUUUCCCUGGCGGGCUUGUUAACCCAUCUAAGGAGACUCUCGAGGAAGGACUUAGCAGGGAAUUGUUAGAGGAGCUGGGUGUGGCUCUUCCUAUAUCGGUAGAAGAUCAUGUAGACUCCUGCUAUGCCCCUGCUUCACCCUCUUCUUCCUCCUCCUCCUCCUCCUCCUCCUCUUCUUCCUCCCGUCUUAUCACUCACUUUUAUGUGAAGAAGAUGGAAGAGGAGCAGAUUAGGGAGGUGGAGAAAGCGGCUGCAUCAUCUGCAACAGAUCAUGGACAGGAGGUUCUAGGAAUGGUCCGAGUCCCGCUCUACACCAUGAAAGGCGGGGGAGGCCUUGCGCCCUUCCUGUCGCACUGCUUCAUCGGUAACGCUCGCUCCCAGCUGGUCGACUCUCUGCUGCGCUUCAACCUGGUCGCCCCUGAGGAGUUGCACAAAGCCCUCACACACUCUCUGACGACACACACACACACGGCAGAGGACCUGAAAGCAGCCCUCGAGUUGACAGAGGCAAGGAGGAAACAGCGAUGAAACACACAUGCGCAUGCAACAGCACAUCCUCUCAGGCAUGCUCAUAGAUACAGUUAGGCCUUCAUCAGUGUUUACCCACACAUUUUGUAUUUCAUCCAAAAAUUAAGAUUAUUAAGAUUAGUCAUUAUCUACUCCCCACAUGCAGAUGGGAAUACACUUGAGUUUUUGUUGUCCACAAAACAUUUCUGGAGCUUCACAGUAAAACAGAGUUGCAACAUUCUCCUAAACAACUGAAGUAGGGACUUGUUUGAAAAUGGUAAAAAAUACAUACUUCAUACAGCUCUAUCAGUAUAAUUCAAGUCUCCAGAAGUCCUGAGAACCCAAAACGAUUUGAAAAGAUGUGAUUUAUACCCUUUUUUUUACACCAAAAUCUGUAUAGUAGCUAAAUGGGUUAGCACAGACCCCGUCUAAAGUAGGUGCACGAGCUUGAUCACACAUCGAGGAUGCAAUUUAGGAUUUCAGGGCUUCGAGAGACCUGAAUUGCACCAAAUGAUCUGUAUGGAGUCAAUUCAUGUUUUUUCUUUUUUUUUUCUGGUGUUUAGUCCCCAUCUUCUUCAUAUUAGGAGAAUGUUGUAAAGUUGUUUUGCUGUGAAGCUCCAGAAAUGUUUUGAGGACUUUGAAAUGUCUCGCAACUUUCCAUCAGCUUGAAGGUGAGUAGAUGAUGACUGAAGUUUUAUAUUUGAGUGAGCUUAACACACACACGCACAGUGCCACGCUGGUUUUUAGUUGGUGACUCAUUAUUGCCUACUGUGCAUCAAAUGGGGAAAUAGGACAAAAUUAUCAGCUGCUUUGCCAUUAAUGGAAAUAAAUGCCUUUACACUUUCUAUCAUA
Messenger RNA from Acanthopagrus latus (yellowfin seabream), 1643 nucleotides. RefSeq names its product U8 snoRNA-decapping enzyme. The record is from RefSeq and is a predicted model, not a curated record. Gene Ontology annotation, molecular function: snoRNA binding; phosphodiesterase decapping endonuclease activity. The transcript is spliced from 5 exons. Gene Ontology annotation, cellular component: nucleus. NCBI's taxonomy places the organism in Eukaryota, Metazoa, Chordata, Actinopteri, Spariformes, Sparidae. Gene Ontology annotation, biological process: mRNA catabolic process; sno(s)RNA catabolic process. Bases 126 to 812 code for a protein of 228 amino acids.